CUGGGAUCUGUUGGGUGUUGUUGUGGGGGGAGUGAGGAAAGGAAGGGGCUGGAAGAGAGUAAAGGGCUGUUGUUAAACAGUUUCUUACCGUAAGAGGGAGUUCAGACCUAGAUCUUUCCAGUUAAUCACACAACAAACUUAGCUCAUCGCAAUAAAAAGCAGCUCAGAAGGCUCUUUUAGGCACUGACUCGCAACAGGAAUCUUUCAGCCCGGCAUCCUGUGCAAAGGGAUAGGCGAGCGCGUCCCGCAAGCAUGAUGUGGGGGACCAAACUUCUGCCGGUCUUGCUGCUGCAGCACGUCCUUCUGCACCUCCUCCUGCUUCCCGUUGCCAUCCCUUAUGCAGAGGGACAGAAGAAAAGAAGAAAUACACUUCAUGAAUUUAAAAAGUCAGCAAAGACUACUCUAAUUAAAGAAGAUCCAUUACUGAAGAUUAAAACCAAAAAAAUGAACUCAGCAGACCAGUGUGCCAACAGAUGUACUAGGAAUAAAGGCCUUCCUUUCACUUGCAAGGCCUUUGUUUUUGAUAAAGCAAAGAAAAGAUGCCUCUGGUUCCCUUUCAAUAGUAUGUCAAAUGGAGUGAAAAAAGGAUUCGGCCAUGAAUUUGACCUCUAUGAAAACAAAGACUAUAUUAGAAACUGCAUCAUUGGUAAAGGAGGCAGCUACAAGGGGACAGUAUCGAUCACAAAGAGUGGCAUCAAGUGCCAGCCUUGGAAUUCCAUGAUCCCCCAUGAGCACAGCUAUCGGGGUAAAGACCUACAGGAAAACUACUGUCGAAAUCCUCGAGGGGAAGAAGGGGGACCUUGGUGUUUCACAAGCAAUCCAGAGGUACGCUACGAAGUCUGUGACAUUCCUCAGUGUUCAGAAGUUGAAUGCAUGACCUGCAAUGGUGAAAGCUACCGAGGCCCCAUGGAUCACACAGAAUCAGGCAAGACCUGUCAGCGCUGGGAUCAUCAGACACCCCAUCGGCACAAAUUCUUGCCUGAAAGAUACCCCGACAAGGGCUUUGAUGAUAAUUAUUGCCGCAACCCUGAUGGCAAGCCGAGGCCAUGGUGCUAUACUCUUGACCCUGACACCCCUUGGGAGUACUGUGCAAUUAAAAUGUGUGCUCACAGUGCUCUGAAUGACACCGAAGUCCCUAUGGAAACAACUGAAUGCAUUCAAGGCCAAGGCGAAGGAUACAGGGGAACGUCUAACACGAUUUGGAAUGGAAUUCACUGUCAGCGCUGGGACUCUCAGUAUCCUCACCGGCAUGACAUAACACCUGAAAAUUUCAAGUGCAAGGACUUAAGAGAAAAUUAUUGCCGCAAUCCAGAUGGGGUUGAAUCACCCUGGUGUUUUACCACUGAUCCAAACAUCCGAGUUGGCUACUGCUCCCAAAUUCCCAAGUGUGAUGUGUCAAGUGGACAAGAUUGUUAUCGUGGCAAUGGAAAAAAUUACAUGGGCAACUUAUCCAAAACAAGAUCUGGACUAACAUGCUCAAUGUGGGACAAGAACAUGGAAGACUUACACCGUCAUAUCUUCUGGGAGCCAGACGCUAGCAAGCUGAACAAGAAUUACUGCCGGAAUCCUGAUGAUGAUGCUCAUGGACCUUGGUGCUAUACAGGGCAUCCUCUCAUUCCUUGGGAUUACUGCCCUAUUUCCCGUUGUGAAGGUGAUACCACCCCUACAAUUGUCAAUUUGGACCAUCCUGUAAUAUCUUGUGCCAAAACAAAACAACUGCGAGUUGUAAAUGGCAUUCCAACACGAACAAAUGUAGGAUGGAUGGUUAGCUUAAAAUACAGAAAUAAACAUAUCUGUGGAGGAUCAUUGAUAAAGGAAAGUUGGGUUCUUACUGCAAGACAGUGUUUUCCAGCUAGAAACAAAGACCUGAAAGAUUAUGAAGCCUGGCUUGGAAUUCAUGAUGUUCAUGGAAAAGGAGAGGAAAAACACAAACAGGUCCUAAACAUUUCCCAGCUGGUAUACGGACCUGAAGGGUCAGAUCUGGUUUUGCUGAAGCUUGUGAAACCUGCUGUCCUAGAUGGUUUUGUCAGUACCAUCGAUUUACCUAAUUAUGGCUGCACAAUUCCUGAAAAGACUACCUGCAGUGUUUAUGGCUGGGGCUACACUGGAUUGAUCAACUCGGAUGGUUUAUUAAGAGUAGCACAUCUCUACAUCAUGGGGAAUGAGAAAUGCAGUCAGUACCAUCAAGGGAAGGUGACUCUGAGUGAGUCUGAAUUAUGUGCUGGAGCUGAAAAGAUUGGAUCAGGACCAUGUGAGGGGGAUUAUGGUGGUCCACUUAUUUGUGAACAACAUAAAAUGAGAAUGGUUCUCGGUGUCAUUGUUCCUGGACGUGGAUGUGCCAUCCCUAAUCGUCCUGGUAUUUUUGUCCGAGUGGCAUAUUACGCAAAGUGGAUACACAAAGUAAUUUUAACAUACAAGGUGCAACAGCCAUAGCAGAAGUAACCACUCUUGAAACAUCUUUCCACAUAUGAUAGUUUUUCAUGAGGAUUUCAGAGAAUUCAAGAUUAAAAGGUCACCUAAAACAAAUCUAAAACAACUACUUGAGUGUCCUGAGUGUUAAGAUGCUCAUUAAUAUAUUUGGAUGUUUUCUGUUGUUUUGUUUGUCAGUGCUAUUUUGUAAAUGUUGAAGUGAAGUGAGGUACCAGUAAGUGCAGUAACAUUUCUCCUGAAGAUACUUGAAUGGUUUAAAAAAUAAAAAGGUAUAAAUGCUAGAAUAUAAAAGAUUUAAACAAAAUGGUCACUUAAUCACUCUAUGCUGCUUUUCAGGUUAAUCUCAUAAUGAUCAGUAAAUCAUAAGUUAAACAUUAUUUUAACCUCACCAAAACAAUUUACACAUUGUACUCUUAAGUUGUAAGUCUGUGUUAAAUUUUAUUAUGUUUCAUGUGUCACAUCUUAUAGUUCAUUCAUUUCUACACACUAUGUACUCUUCAAACUGGCACACAAAUAUCCUUUUCCAAAAACAUAUGUACCCAUGACACAUGACUGAGUACACAAGUGGUAUAUAAUACAGUCCAAAUUGUGGUGUAUCUAGUGUAAUCUCUAAAUAUUUUAGAGAUAUGUAUCUAUAAUUAUACUUCAAGAAAAAUAUAAAAUGUCCUAAAGGUCAAUGAAAACAUUCAGGAAAGUUGCAAGGUAGAAGUGAAUAUCCUCUGUACAUAUCUAUAGAUGACUUCCUCUGGUAAUCAUUUAAAGUGAGAGCAGAAAACAUUGAAUUAAAUAGUGCCUACCAUAGAUGUUUAUUAAUAUUUAUUAUUCUACUUAUUUCAUGUGCUUUGUAAUUCCUAAAAGGAAAAAAAUAAUAUGUGUAUUUGUAUUAUUUCUUCCUUCCAAAUUUGGGGCUACUUAUUUAUGCAUGCUAUUUGAAGAUCUAUUUUCCUGAAUUGUUUCUUACAUUCUCAAACGUGUGUCUUAUUGAAUACAUUUAGUAGUGUCUUUGUCUUUAAAACUAUAUUUAAAUAGGUUAAUUUCAAAACUUGUUACUCUGAUUGGCUUCUAGCUCAUUCUCCUUAAAUUGAAAAAAUAUAUAUUUAACAUAAUUUCCAUGUCUGUAAAGUUUUAUGAAUAUUCCUUCAUUAAAUUAUACAUAUUUUGGAGGAAAAAUAGUCAAAAUACAUUCCUCAAUCUGGAAAUUCUUAGUUGGUUAGUCAUGGGAAAAAUAUGAAAACAAAGUAGAACUAGUUUUCUUAAAUUCUUUAGUGAAUUAUUUUUAAAAGUAUGGUUGAAUCUUCUAAGUCAGUUAUUUUAUCAAGAUUUCUUCAUAUUAUCUUAUUUCUUUCAGCAAAGCUCUUUCCUAAAGUCAUGAGGAAUAUUCAUUUAAAUUUUAUAUUCUGCUUACUGACAAGCAAAUUAUAUUUAUUAUUGUAUGUGCCAUGACUUGCUAACAGUCAUAUAUUUAUCAAGACAUGAAAUACUGAAUAAUAAAACAGGUUCUAAAUUUUCACAGUCUUCCCAUAUGAACUAAGAAAAUUCAAAGUUUAUUAUUUGAGUGUUUUGAAUACAGGAUUCCUAUUUUUCAGAUUUUGGUCUCUUAAAUCAUCUUUAGGUCAAAGAGCCAAACAAUGCCCUAGGAUGUUACCAUGUAUGCUGUUCAAGAUAGAGUAAAGUGGCUUUAAAUUUAUGGGAGAUUUAGUUCAUAGAGUAUAGGAAAACAAAUCCAGAAAUUAUUACAAAACUGUGAUAUAUAUGUACAUAUAUAUGUGCACAUAUAUGUUUGUAAUAAUACAAGCCCCGUCUCAAGAAACAGUGAAGCAGAGAGAUCAAACUGGUUGCCUGGCCACAUCCUUUUAUUCAUUACAUUUUUCUUUCCCUUCUAUAGUACAUAAUUUUAACAAACACAGAAAUUAAAAAAUAUAUAUUGUUAAAAUACUAAAGUACUUUUCAUAGUUUCUUCUUACUGGAUUGGCUAAAUUUUAGUCACAUGUAAAUUUUAUUGAUAAAACUAUUGUAACAAUUGAUACUUCAAAAUACUGACAUUUUACAAUACUUCUUUUAAUGUAUUUUCCUAUAAAUAUCUGUGGAAAGAAAAAUAGGAAUUAUCUAGAUACAAAAUACAGCUAAGUUUUCAGAUACUUUGGAAUCAAUGUUUUCUAUUUUAUUAAAGGGCAAGCACAACAUCAAUAAAUCAGCAACCAUGGUGCACAAAGCAACUCUCCCUGAGGGUUCCUUUGCAAUAGAGGGAAGUGGUUAGUGUUAACCGUGAGCAGAAUCCUUAAUGUCUUACUAGCUAGGAGAGGGUAAAGUCAUCUGAUAAAUGAUACUGUGUAUUGGAUGGUUUUCUAUGAAAAAGAAUUCAAGAUAAAAGAAAUCAAAAGCUCUGUUCAUCUAGAAUUAUAUUUUAUUUUGCAUCAUGGACAAGAGGGCCUUUUAAAUUAAGAGCUUCAAGGUUGGUUUUGUUUUGACUGAAUAACGGUUAUACACUGUUAUAAUUGUAGACAUUUUCUUAUGUCUACCAGGAAUAGAAAUGUAAAACUAUUAGUCAUAAGCCUCUGCUGUGCAGGGGAUGAUAAUCCUUUUGUAUAUUUCUUUAAUGUUAUUAUAAAAUGCGUAAUGACUUUUACCUAUUUGCUGUAGGCAGGUCCUCAGUAUAAGAGUUUAUACCGAGUCAGUCUCUAGUAUUAACAGGCUCUUGUUUGCUAUCUGAGUGUUUCAAACUAUAAGAAUGAGAGACACUGGAAGGCAAGAAAAAUAACAAUAAUAGCAUGUGAUGGCAAAAUUGUAUUUCACUUAUUCCUGUGGAUAUUUCUUGUUGGUACCAAUGGUACUAUACAAAGUGAAUGUUUCAUUCUCUUGAAAAGAGCACUGUCAGGAGUGAAAAAUUACCAUGAGGCAUUUUCUUAUUGUUUCUAUUUCUUUUUUUUUUUGAAAGAAAUGCUAGCAUGGUAACUUACAGAACUUGAAAUAAAAAGUUUUAAUGUGAUCUCAUGCUAAGAAAAAGCAAACCUUAAAUUGAGUUACUGAAGUUCAAAAAUAACUACUUCCAUUCAUUUUAAUUUUAGAACCACUUGUUUAUAUUUAUAGAAAGCUCAUAAAAUAUAAUGAAUUUGAGUACAAAGGCAACAUAUUUGCCUUUUUUAAAUACAUAAUUUUUAAAAAAUUACUGUUCAUGAUUAAGUCCAAGAAAGAAUUUAUCUUUCAAAAUUUAACUGAAUUUAGAACCAAGAAUUUACUAAUACAAACCAAAAAGCUAUUAAAACAUCCUGGAUCCUUAACUCUUGACAGUGUCACUUUUAUGUAGGUUCAUUUCCAUUUGCACAGAAAGUUUCUGUCUUUAGGAAACUGAAAAUGGAAUGCUGUGGAUAUUAUGACUGUUGUCUGUGUAAAUAAGACAAUGAUAAGCUGCCUAUUGAGUGGUAGAGCUGGAUGCUUACUCCAGAAAGGGAACACUGUGGUGAUGACUUGUAUUAUAGUCUGUAGUUAAUAAAGUUGUUAUUUUUAUAACCAUGAUUACAUUCUUAUUCUUAAUAACAAUAAAAUAUUUUACCUAAAAGUC
Messenger RNA from Nannospalax galili (Upper Galilee mountains blind mole rat), 5989 nucleotides. It is a transcript of the gene Hgf, whose product is annotated as hepatocyte growth factor. Lineage: Eukaryota; Metazoa; Chordata; Mammalia; Rodentia; Spalacidae. The transcript is spliced from 18 exons. Gene Ontology annotation, molecular function: serine-type endopeptidase activity; signaling receptor binding. Gene Ontology annotation, biological process: proteolysis; negative regulation of apoptotic process; hepatocyte growth factor receptor signaling pathway. The record is from RefSeq and is a predicted model, not a curated record. The coding region runs from base 253 to 2433 and encodes 726 amino acids.